Messenger RNA from Ylistrum balloti, 2358 nucleotides. RefSeq lists its product as uncharacterized. The record is from RefSeq and is a predicted model, not a curated record. The coding region runs from base 1 to 2358 and encodes 785 amino acids. Lineage: Eukaryota; Metazoa; Mollusca; Bivalvia; Pectinida; Pectinidae. The transcript is spliced from 8 exons. Gene Ontology annotation, biological process: mitochondrial protein catabolic process; mitophagy by internal vacuole formation. Gene Ontology annotation, cellular component: mitochondrial outer membrane.
AUGUUUGUAGUGCGUGACCAAGCAUUGUCGAAAUGGUUCCACAGAUCCAACUGCUGGCUGUCGACCCAGGUUGAUGUAGCACAAUCAUUAAUUUGGACAUAUUACGAAAACUACUAUAAUGAUUUAAUUGCUGGUCUUGUGACUUCGAAUGACACUGAAACGGAGAGUUCCAGUUCGGGAUCCGGUAGAAUGGAAAGGAUUAAACCGGAAAAGUUACCACGACAAAGAGUACAGAAAAUAUGGCGGAAUGUCCGAUGGGCCACAGGGUUUCCGGAUGAAACUGUUCACAUUGAAGCCAACGACAUUACCCCUCAUGUCGCUCUACGGAAAGUGGCGUUGUUGUUUGAGACGAAGAAAUACGAGGAAUGUGCUACUCUCAUAAGGAAAAUGAACUAUGUGACUUUAGAGAAUAUUCUGGCAGAAGUUCCUUUGGAAGUUCUGUACGACUCUAUGCCAUACAGUCUAUCUAUCCUAGAGGCACUGUAUGUGAAAAUAUACGAUAGCAGCGACGAAAGCUUUCCCAAAGACCAAUUAUGCUUAGAUCAAUUGCUAAAGAGAAUGGUUGUGUGUUUUGCUAAAUUAUCCCAAAAUUCAGUAAAAGCAGAGCAGUAUGAUAUCAAAUACUAUCCAUCGUGUAGAAACAUUUUACGCGUUGUGUUGUCGAUGGAGCCGCAAGUGAAACGUCAAAUAAGACAGAAAAGACGUGCGUUAGACAGAUGUCUUAAACAUCUCGGCCAGCACGGGCUUGUUGACUGUUCGAACGGAAACCUUAUGCAGCUUCACGACGCAAUGAAACUCCAGCUUGAACAAAUAGUAUCGAAUUAUCGAAAUGCUUUAGUGACACUUGACGAGCUUAGUCUAGUGACAACGAAACAUCCCCCCGCCAGAUCAGUUUCAUUCGGAAAGGCACCAAGUGCUGCGAGUCACCAGAGGCUCAUGCAAGUGACACGCACGGACGUUCAGAGUCGAAUCAUAAAAAAUAGGACGGUUUACGAUAUAGUGGAGCCAACCAUUAUCAAUCAAUGUCUUAAAAAACUCAUGACAAUUCUUGAAAAACGGAUUGAGUAUGAUAAACUAGCUCUUUUUCAUGACACCGAGCUACGGAAAUUGUGCGAAGGACUUCCAGAGGAGAUGUCAAUGUGUAUGACCUUGAGACUCUUUGCUCAAGGUUACGGUGUUGUUUGUCAACUCCUGAAGGAAGUGUCCGAUGACGAUGAAGGUGUGUCCGAGGACGAUGGUGGUCAGUCGACAGACGAUGAGCUACUGUCACCGAUUACGCACAUGGACAAAAUAAAAACGUUACCCGGACAGAUGAACGGUUUUCACAAUUACAGAGGUAGCGGUGGCAGCACCGGUCGUCUACGAAAUGGGACGGGGAGGAAAAAUACAGGACUGAGGCCUUCUAUAAUAUCUGGUCCAUUUCCGGUCAAGCCGGAAGUAAAUGGGAUCCGAAAUGGACAUGCGAACCUUGUGCCACACUCUCUACAGUAUACCGUCAUACCUGUACUCAAUGGAGCGACCAAGCACUUGAAUCCGAACUCAGAUCACGUGGUUACCAAUGGCAAGCAUGAACCUGAUCAGCACAAACUUGAAAUCGAGAGGCUUGAACGGGAAGUGGAUCAUCUCCGAAUAGAGUUACAAAAAAGCACCGAGAUGGUUGAACGGCUACAAGACAAAGAACGUGAACUAAAUACAAGACUUGCCAAUCUUUCAUCAUUUUCACUUGAGGAAUCCGGAAACCACUUUGCGCAGGAGCAUGAGUGGGUUGGACACUACGCAGCGCUUUACACCCACGGCCGACUCGAUGCACUGCAGACGCUCAAUCGUCUGGAACAGCUGGGCAAUCUAACGGCAUUGAAGGAUAAAAUUAUAUUUUCCGUCAUUGUGCUGGCGUUUCGGGCGACGCAACAAGCUGUUCAUGAAAUCCGAGGGAAACUACGCCAUUUGCUAAAUCUUCCCCACCCGGAUAUCCGGUCCAAUGCGCAAGCGCCACUUCAACAGCAGAUGGACCGUCAGAUUGGACGAUAUCUCACCGCAACUGCGGACAGAUUUGAUCUCUCUGAUGUUGUUAAGGAGGUGUGUACCCAAAUCUACGCCACACUUUAUGAUUAUCCGUGCCUUAAGGAAUGCGACGGCCUGAAAGAUUACAUCACUUCCAGUGUCCGUGUUGCUUGGGGACUUGCAGUUCAAAACCCUUCUUAUUUUCUAUCAUAUGACUCAAGAAGAUUCAAUCCCAACUUCCACACACGAGUGGAAAAUUGUGAUAAUCAAAACCAGGACAUUUUUUCUUUUAUGUGGCCUGCACUGACCGAGGGAUAUGGCGGACCUGUUGUGCACAAGGCCGUUGUGAUCACGUGA